UAGAUAAGAUUGAUUCAAUCUCUCAGUAGCAGCCAUUGAAGAUAAGCAUUUGAAGAAGAAUCGCAAAACAAAUCAUUUAUUAUGAACAAUGAAGAACUGUUUUGUUCUGGAAGUGAUACUGUUAUAUUUAAUUUCUCAUGUUAAAAUGGAUAAUAAUUUUGUAUUCAAAUUAAAAGAUGCGCCACAACUCUACAAGGAUUUCACUAAGAGAUACCAUCGGACGUUUCAAAGUGAAUAUGACUACAAUCAGCGAUACCUGAAUUUCAUUCAAACUUUGAGGUAUAUAAAUAGUAUAAAUGCACAAACAUUCACACAACAAAAGGUCUUGCCAAAUCAAUUUGCUGAUUAUUCUGACGAUGAAAGAAGAGACUAUUUGAGAAAAACAGCGAAACGCAUAGACCCUGAACUAAGAAUGAUAUUGAGGAUGAAUGAAGACCCAGAAAUUUCAUAA
Messenger RNA from Spodoptera littoralis (African cotton leafworm), 451 nucleotides. The record is from the annotation of a GenBank genome assembly. Lineage: Eukaryota; Metazoa; Arthropoda; Insecta; Lepidoptera; Noctuidae.